Peronospora matthiolae is the source of this 2478-nucleotide messenger RNA. The record is from the annotation of a GenBank genome assembly. NCBI's taxonomy places the organism in Eukaryota, Oomycota, Peronosporomycetes, Peronosporales, Peronosporaceae.
AUGGACGCCUCCUCCCUCCGCAUCUCCAAGUUCGAUGGAACUAACUUCCACGCCUGGAAGUUCAAGAUACAGAUGGUGCUGGAGGAACGGGACCUAUGGGAGGUCGUCAGCGGUGAGAUCAAGGCGGAACAGUGCGAGACUCAGUUGGACCAAGCGACGUACAAGAGGAAGUCAAGAAAGGCGAUGGCAGUGAUCUGUCUAGCCAUGGAAGAUUCCCAGCUACCGUUGGUCCGGUCGGCAAGUGGUGCAUGCGACGCAUGGUCAAGGUUGGAAGACCACUUCGAGAAGAAGAGUCUUGCCAACAAGCUGUUCUUGCGCCGUCGCUUCUUCACGACAAUGAUGGAAGAAGGCGACGAUGUGCUCGAACACAUCAACAAGCUCAAGACGCUGGCGGAACAGCUAGAAGAGGUGGGGGCUCCAGUCUGCGAGGACGAUCUGGUGAUCACACUCCUCGGCAGCCUGAGUGACUCGUAUCAAUUCUUGAUCACAGCUUUGGAGUCGCGCUCAGACACUCUUAGCUGGGAGCUCGUGACGUCUCGACUGCUUCAUGAAGAAAUGAAGCGGAAGGAGCAAGGAAGUAAAGGUGAUGAAGCUUCGCAAGGUCAAGCGUUCAUCACAAGGGACAAUCAGCGCAAAGGGCGACCAGUGAAGAAGUCCUGGCCGUGCCACAAUUGCGGAAAGAUUGGUCACUGGAUGGCGGAGUGCCCCUCGCGCAUCCAAGAAAACACGGAGAGACACCGGCCACAGCGUGCUCAAGACAGCGGCGACCGCUAUCGAUCACAACGUGCAAACGUCGCUCAAGAAGAAGACUCGGGCGACUACCUCUUUUCGAUCGGUGAAACGACAUCUGCGAAAUCGAGCGACAUCUGGCUGGUCGACUCCGGGGCGACGCAGCACAUGACGUGCUCCAAGAAGUUCAUGCGGAACUACAAGGGGUUUGACGCUGUGGAUGUCCAUCUCGCGGAUGAUGGAAUCGUCCAAGCAAUCGGCAGUGGGGACAUUGUCAUGUCGAUGAAGACACCCCAAGGGAUGAAGAAAGGUGUGCUCACAAACGUGUGGCACAUCCCAAAGUUAUCCAGAAACCUGUUCUCGGUCGGCCGCUUCACCAAGGAUGUCGGCCCAGUGACGUUCACGAAGGAUGGGUGCUAUGGAGAAGCGAAAGGGACCAAGUGGAAAAUUGGUGCCCGUGAAGGUAAAGGACUGUUCAAGCUGCAAAUGACUCCAGUGGCGCCGGAACAAGCAAAUGCAGCCAAGUCGUCGGGAUGUCAAGGGGGCACCAAGUCGUACCUCUGGCACCUUCGGCUUGGCCACAUAGGUCACGAUGGACUCAAUUGCAUCGUGACGAAGAACAUUGGAAUUGGCAUCGACAUAUCUUCGGUGAAGAAGUGGGACGUGUGUGAAGGUUGUGCUCUGGGAAAACAGACUCGAGUGCGCUUCCAAUCAAACACUACAGCUCGCACCUCCAAACUCCUCGAAGUGAUUCACAGCGACGUAUGCGGACCGAUGUCGAUGGCAACUUUCAGUGGAAAACGGUACUUCGUGACAUUCAUUGAUGACAAGUCAAGAUACUGUGUCGUCUAUCUGCUCAAGAGCAAAUCUGAAGUUGCGGCGAAGUUCAUGGAAUACGCUGCGAUGGCCGAAACGCAAACCGGAAAGCGCGUGAAGUACCUUCAAAGCGACAAUGGGGGUGAAUACAAGUCCGACAAGCUGGCACGAUUCUGCGCGGAACGGGGAAUACAACAAAGGUUCACACCCCCAUAUACUCCUCAGCUAAACGGAGUAGCUGAGAGAAUGAAUCGCACGCUGGUCGAGUGUGCGCGUUGCAUGAUGGAACACGCUGGACUGGGAAAGAGCUACUGGGGUGAAGCAGUGAUGACGGCGAUGUUUCUUCGAAACCGCUGUCCAACACGUGCCAUUCACCAAGACAAGUCUCCAUAUCAAGUGUGGACGAUGAAUAAACCGAUUCUGGCCAACCUUAAAGUGUUUGGAUGCCACGCGUAUGUUCAAGUGCCUCAAGACAAACGCGCGAAGUUCGACUCCAAGUCAUCACUCUGUCGUUUCCUGGGAUACGCCGAACACCAGAAGUCAUAUCGAUUUGAGGAAGUGUCAACAGGAGCGAUCAAGAUCAGUCGCGAUGCCACAUUCAUGGAAGACAAGUUUGAUGAAGGUCCGCGCAACUACAACGAUGAGUCAAGUGUCGUUGAGUUUGAUGAUCAUGAUGAGGACGAAGAAAAAGAAGAAGGUAAAACUGACGACGACAUGGACUCGAGCGACGAUGACAACGAAGACACCAGGUCUUCGAAGAGCAACAUCAAGAGACACACGCGCACUCAAUCACUUGAGAAAGCUACCGUCAUUCCAAGUCCCAAGCGAAGAACAUACAGAGGUCCGUCGCUUGAGCAUGUGUCAGCGGCUGCAAUGGAUUUUGAAGCAGCCUACAUCGUUGAUUCAGUGGGGGAAACGCCUGAUGAACUUUAG